Agelaius phoeniceus (red-winged blackbird) is the source of this 2286-nucleotide messenger RNA. NCBI's taxonomy places the organism in Eukaryota, Metazoa, Chordata, Aves, Passeriformes, Icteridae. The record is from RefSeq and is a predicted model, not a curated record.
AUGGCCACCAGCGGCGCAAGUGACAACGUUCCAGGGCUGCCAGGCACCGGCGGAUCCCGAGUGACAACGGCCGGGCUGUCCCCGCUCAGCCGCGCUCCGCUCUCGGCGUUCCCGGUGACCGGGGCUGUGCCUCGUCCCUUGCCCGGCCAUGCCGACCCCAGGCACCACACGAGGACCCGGAUCAGUGGAUGGGGAGCCCCGAGCAGGCCGAUGGCCCAGCCCCAGGUGCCUGUUGGGGGGCAGAGCCCGCCCCAGGAGGGCUCCGUGGCCGUGGUGCUGCGUGUGAGGCCCCCCAACCGCCGGGAGCGAGCUGCACCCUCCAUCCUGCACGUCCUGAACCAGCACGCCGUGCUCUUCACCUCCGAGGAGCCCGGCGGCACCGGCACCGGCCCCGGCCGCCGCCGCAGGAACCUCGAGUUUGAGUUCGACCACGUUUUUGGCGAGAGGGCCACGCAGGAGGAGGUGUUCCAGCACACCACGCUCCCUCUGCUGGACACGCUCCUCGCUGGCUACAACUGCUCCGUGUUUGCCUACGGUGCUUCAGGGGUUGGGAAGACCCACACCAUGAUGGGCACCAAGAGCACUCCUGGCAUUGUGCACCUGGCCACGGUGGAGCUCUACAAGAGGCUCGAGGCCAUGAAGGACAGGAGCUGUGAGGUCCUUGUCUCCUACCAGCAGGUGUACAAGGAGCGUGUCUAUGACCUGCUGAAGCCCCAGGGCCCUCUGAACAUCUGGGAGCAGCCUGGGAAAGGAGUCGUGGCACAGGGCCUCUCCUUGCACCAGCCCACGACCCCAGAGCAGCUCCUGGACUUGUUGGCCAAAGGCAAUAAAAACCGGGCCCAGCGUUCCACCAAGGCCAACGCCGCCUCCUCCCGCUCCCACGCCAUCUUCCAGAUCCAGGUGAAGCACUGGGACCUCACCGGUGGGGAGCCACGCGUGGCCAAGCUGAGCUUCAUCGACCUGGCGGGCUCGGAGCGAGCCUGGGACACGCCGGGCCGGGGAGAGGGGAUGUGGGAGGGCACCAGCAUCAACCGCUCCCUGCUGGCCUUCAAAAGCGUCGUCCGUGCUCUGGCCGGAGCCAAGGGCGGGCAGUGCCAUGUGCCGUUCCGGGACAGCAAACUGACGCUGCUGCUGAAGGAUUCGCUGGUGGGCAGCUUCCGCAGCACCGUGAUCGCUGCCGUGAGCCCCGCGGCGCCCGCCGGCCCCGACACCUACAGCACGCUGCGCUUCGCCAGCCGCGCCCGGCACAUCCUGCUGCCGUCCCUGCAGGACCCCGGGGUGUCUCCCUGCAGCUCCAGAACAGCCUCCCCGCCCGAUCUGCAGUUCCAGACCAGGACACCAAGUCCCCUUCAGCAGGACCUGCAGGACCAGGAGCAGAACCUCUGCCCUGAUGAAAUUACUGAGAAGACAAAGGAUGUGGAGGAGCCCACAGGGCUGGAGGAGCUCACAGGGCUGGAGGAGACAACAGGGCUGGAGGAGCUCACAGGGCUGGAGGAGCCCACAGGGCUGGAGGAGCUCACAGGGCUGGAGGAGUCCCCAGGGCCGGAGGAGUCCCCAGGGCCGGAGGAGUCCCCAGGGCUGGAGGAGUCCCCAGGGCUGGAGGAGUCCCCAGGGCUGGAGGAAGCUGCACUCCCCUGUUGCCUCGAAGAGCCCAGCGAGGCUGCCCCAGCCCCAGGAACGCAGCUGAGCUGUACAGCCGAGGCUCCUGUCACCAUGCCAGACCCCCCUGUGCCCAGCACGGCCCCGCAAUGCAGCCAGGAGCUCUCUCCGUGCUCCACUCCCAAGCCCAUCUUUGUCUGGCCGGUGAAGAGGAUGCUCGAGUCGAGCAGCGAUUCCCAAUCAGAAAACUCCUGCGGCUCCCGAACCCGGAGGAAGCGCCAGCGGGGCUGUAGGAAGGCAGAGCAGAGCUCCCCCGUGUCCCCGGAGCCCCGCAGUGCCAGCCGCCAGCCCUCCCCUCCGCCGGGCACCCAGAGCCCGGGCACCGCGGCACCAGCACGGACCCCCAGCCCCCUGCCCGGGCCGGCCCCAGAGCUGCUUCCCCCGAGCGCUGAGCAGCAGCAGCAGCAGCCAGAGCUCCGGGAAGCCCUCCCGAGCCCACCCCCCAGCUCCUCUCCCAGCGCCCAAACCCCCAAGGCCUCCAGCUCCUCCUCCAGCUCCCCGAGCAUCCCCUCCUGUCCCGUGCCGCCCUCCUGGCCGUGGUUCCAGCAGCGUGCCGGCGUCUGUGCCCCCUCUGUUGGCUCAGUGCUGUAUGUGUGUUUGCAGGUGAUGAGUGGGUUUAGGAGAUAG